This is a messenger RNA of Pomacea canaliculata, 2553 nucleotides long. RefSeq names its product ubiquitin-like protein 7. The record is from RefSeq and is a predicted model, not a curated record. Gene Ontology annotation, molecular function: protein binding. Lineage: Eukaryota; Metazoa; Mollusca; Gastropoda; Architaenioglossa; Ampullariidae.
AGCUGGCCAUACCUGAGACAAAAUGGCGAUGUUUGUCAAUGUUUGUGAUUGUACCAAGAGAAAAAACAUUGCCCGCUUUCGUAUCGAAGUGAAUCAGUAUGGUAAUUAUGUUGAUAAAUUGAUUUCUGACAUCGCAGAUCAUUUGAAGGCAGACAUAAAUGAACUAGACGUAAUUUACUGUGGUCAAAAACUUCAGGAAGAAGCUGCUCCAAAGCUUUCAACCUGUUCUACGGUGUAUGUGUUCCGAAAACCAGUUGAUGAGCUCGGGGCUUCAGGUACUGAUGUUUCUGAAGCGUCUAAAUGUGUUUCAUCGUUGCAAACAGCACUGCUUAGCGCGAAUUACAGGAAAACUGUAGACAAUCUGGUAAAUUCCCAACAGCUGCUUCAGCAGAUGAUGAGAAAGGUACCUGGACUUGCAAACGAUCCUGUAACUCUGUCCAUGCUUCAAGAUCCUGAAUUAUUGACAAUUUUAAUAAGUCGGCAGAACAUUCAAAAAGUCUUGAAGGAACAUCCUACAUUUGGUCAAGCAGCUGACUAUAUCGCGCGUUUAGUCAACGAAGAAACCAACGAGCAAGUAAGCAACAGAGCUGGAAGAAGUGCAACUUAUUCACUAGAUCGAAUGUCUGACGAUGAAGAAGAAGGUAAUCAAGGAAGAAGCGCGAAUGGUGGGCCUCAACAGCUCAUACAACAUCUCAGCUUGCAGCGGCAUUGGCAACAGCAACAGCAACAGCAUCAGCUCGACCCCCAGCAUCAGGCAGUUCACCUUUGCAACCCAGCACCUCUAGAACAGCUAUGGGCAAUAAUACCAAGUGUAAUCUCAUCCGACUUUUUUCAGCAGGCCAUGAUGCAAGUCCAAAAUGCUGCUUUGGAUGCGCAAGUGCAGCAACUUAGAGAUAUGGGUUUUCAGGAUGAAAAUCUUGCUCGACAGGUUCUAGCUGCAACAAAUGGUGACAUUCAGGCUGCGUUAGAUUUAAUUUUCGCCCAGUUUGGUGAUGGCAGCAACUAAUAGUGAGCAGUACAUGUAAGAUGUUGUUUUGCAAAAACUUAAAACAGGAGGAGUGGCAAAUAGCUUGUUACUAAAAAAAAAUGACUGUGAUUUGAGUUUUUUUCACUUAAUCCACCCCAAAAUGAAUACGUUUUUAAUGCUUAUGAAUGUAUUUGAAAUUGUCCAGUCAAAAGUUUUAAGGAGGCAAAAAAAAAGGGGGUUUCUAUUUCAAAAAGAGGGUUCGGACAGUGCACCCACGUUUUUGGAGAUGGAAUGAGAGAACAAAUAUUACUACAGAUCUGUAGUAGUAGUAGUACUUUCUGUUUAGACAUGUCAUUGCACAUCCACAAUGUGCUGUUUGCUUAUGUUCUUGAUUUGGUAUAGUAUUGUUUACUUUUUCAAAAAAAGCAUGUGAUUUUUAAUGUAUUGUAAACUGGAGUUUUAUCCUUGUGAUGAGUAUGAUGUCAUACAGCCAUCAUUUGAUUUUUUUGUAGUUCAAAGUUUAGACAUUUGUCAGCUGUUUUAAAGUUAAGUCAUCUGUAUGUUGUAUCUCAUGCUGUUCAAGAGUAUUUCUGAUGUCUAGGAAAAUAAUGAGCCUUAUGUUGAUUAGUUGAUUUUUGGUAGCACUUAUCAUCUAAGGGCAGGUGCCAUAAAUUGAAAAUAUCCAAACUUUCAGUCUGCUCCUUCAUUUGUGAUCAUACAAAUCAGUACACAUAUAAACUUAACAUACAGAUGUCAUAAAUAUAUUUUUUAACAGCUUUUAUUACAUUCAAGAAAACAACAUGGAUUUAAGAAAAUUGAUGAAAUCAGCAGCUGUUGGCUUGAAUAAUUAGUUAAUUGCUUAUGUAUUAACAUUUUCCAGACAUUUUUUUAAAUUUGACAUAAUUCGUUUGUGCAGACAGUAAAAAAAAAAAAAGGUUUCCAUGCACAUACACACAUACCUUGCACACAUUUAGUGAAAUUGAAGGAAUACAGGCCGAGAAUUUUGAAAUUUGUGAUGCUAAUUUUGAGCAUUUAGAGUUACUGUGAUGUUUAUUAGUGAUGAUCAUAAACUUUACUUUCAGUAUAUUGCAGAAUAGCUAUAAAUAGAAAUAUAGAUGAAUUGCAACAACUACAGCAGUCCUCGACUUAGGACAUUCCGUUCCUAUGUUGCAUGGUAAACGGAAUUUCGCUGUAAGUCGGAACAUUCAUACACACUGUACGUAAAUAACAUCCUGUAAGCGCUUAUCCCAUCCUAACACAGUAAUUAUCAAAAAACACAUAUAAAAUACGUCUAAUAAUAACACCAAACACGAAGUUCGCGUUACGACGUUUACGACACAAAACCACUUAAGUGAAAACAAGGCUUUAUACAGUAAAUGGGAGAUGUGUCAUAACCACGAAACAUAACCCGAGGACUGCCUGUAUUUGUAUUGAGGGAAGGGGAGAAAUAAUAGUCUUUAAAUGGAUAUGUUGUAACUCAGAUUAUUCUGUAUAGACUACUGUGACAUUGUAUAUCUCAAUUGCUUUCUACAUGCUUUUUUUUUUUUGAAAUUGCUUGAUUUUUGCUGAUAAAGUCAACAAACUAA